AAAAUGUCUCAAACAUCGCAAGCUGCUGCUACUGAUGAAUUGAAUCCUCACAUACAAUUAGACAACCAAAACAAGGUGGUGGUGGAGGAGGAGACUUGUUUGGAUCAUCAUCAUGAUGAUGUGAAUAUUGAAGAAUCUUUAGAAUCAACUAUUGAACAUUACCAUGAUGAAAUUGAGGAGAAUGAGGUAGUAGCAGAUAAUGAUGAUCAUCAUCAACAACAUUCGGACUUGAAUCAACAAAAGAAUAAGAAUAGAAAAAACAAGCCAAAGAAGGUUUUUCCUGCUUCUCAAUUCUUUAUUGCCAAUCAAUCAAAGAGUAAUGAAGAAGCUAAUCUAGUCGAAACGAAUGAUGAUCAUGAUGAAGAAGAAUAUUUUCAUUCCGAAGAACCAGAACUUGCCUAUCACUAUAAAGGACAUAGUUUUAUAGUUAACAAGACAGCAUAUAAGCCAAAUAGUAAUUCUGGCAAUGGCAGUAGUAGUAGCAAUACAAACAACAAGAAUAACAAAUCAAAGAAGCAACAUCACCACAAUCAUAGUCAUCAUCACAAAUACAAUAAUUACUAUCAAAGACCAAAGACAAAGGAGGAAUUUGUGUUGGCCAACUUUCAUUUCGUUUUGAGACCCCUUUCUCAGAGUAAUACCAAUUUUAUUAAUCAACAAUUUCAUAUCACUGAAUAUAACAAUGGAAAAUUUGAUGCAGACACACUAGUUGAUUGGGAUACCAUUGAAUUGGUUAUUCAACAAACUCAUGAUGAAAAUCAAGAAUGUCCAAUUUGUCUUGAUACAUUUAAGGCACCUAAAAUGACAAAAUGUGGCCAUGUUUUUUGUUAUCCUUGCAUUUUGAGACAUGUUGCUUUAGGAGAAACAAACUAUAGAAAGUGUCCUCUCUGCAAUGAAAGUGUUUAUAUAGAUGCAUUGAGAAGUGUAAGAGUUGAAUACAGGAAGAAAUAUAAAGAAAAUGACAAGAUGAAUUUAGUUUUGCUUAAACGAGAUAAGAAACUUAUAAUUCCAGACCUUGUUUCUGAGUUGAACACUACCAAGGAGGGUGUUCAAUCAAAGGAUUUACCUACUAUUUAUCCAGUUGAUGGUGAUUCUGAAAGUGCCAAAUUUUCCCGAUUUAAUGUUACCUAUGAUAUUUCUCAAAUAUUAGAAAAGGAACUUGCUGAUUUGGACAAUUCUCUUAAAACAUCUGAAAGUGCUGCGGAAUCUGAAUUUAUAGUAUUGGCAAAGGAUCAAGUUCUUCAAAGAAAAAAGGAUUGGCUUGAAUGGACAAAAACACAUUUGGCAAAGGGAAAACCAACCCAACCAAAAAACAAAUCCUCACAAAAACCUGAAGUAUCUCAAGCCACAGAGAAGAAAGAAGUUGAGGAUUAUUGGUAUUAUCAAUCCUCUGAUUGUCAAAUGAUAUUCUUACAUCCUCUCUGUUCAAAAAUGUUAAUUCACGAAUUCCAAGAUUACAGUAAUUUUCCAACCAAUCUCAAUGAUUGUCCAAUAUUAGAAAUUGAAACAGUUGAACUCAAUGAGGAAUUAAGAAGGAGAUAUCCUGUUCUUAAGCAUGUUCCUUGUGGUUGUUACAUUUCUCUGGUAGAAAUUGAUAUGAGGAAUAUUGUAUCAAAGGAGACGAUUAAUACAUUUAUAAAAGAUAUUAAGCAUAGAAAAUAUAGAAGAGACGAAAAGGUGAGAAUGAGAAUAAGAGAAGAACAAGAGGAAAAGAAGAAUGAGGAAAAGAGAAAGGAAGAAGAAAGACUUGCCAGGGAAAGAUUAAUUCAAGAGUUGCACAUUUCUAACUUUCCAGAACUUAUUUCCACUCCUCCACCUGUUAACAGUGAUUUCCACUUCCCUACAACGUUGAAAACAGUAACACCUGUCCAACAACAACAGCAACCUGAAAAGAAACAAAAGAAGCCAAACGAUUGGUCAAAACGUAAGCAACAAAUAGACAUUACCCAAUCAGUAGCAAGUUCUUCAGUACAAUUACAAGGAGAUUGGGCUAAGAAAACUAACACAAAUACUACAACAAAGAAUGUAUCAACCAGUUCUGGUAAAAAAGAUGAUUUUCCAUCCAUAAAGUCAAAGAAGAAGUAAUUUUUACAAUAAACUUAGUAUUAGUUUU
Messenger RNA from Naegleria gruberi, 2113 nucleotides. Its product is annotated as RING finger domain-containing protein. The coding region runs from base 4 to 2085 and encodes 693 amino acids. Gene Ontology annotation, biological process: positive regulation of transcription by RNA polymerase II. Gene Ontology annotation, molecular function: transcription cis-regulatory region binding. The record is from RefSeq and is a predicted model, not a curated record. Lineage: Eukaryota; Heterolobosea; Eutetramitea; Acrasida; Naegleriidae. The transcript is spliced from 3 exons.